UUGAGGAAACGAGGGAGUAGCAUUUAGAGUACAAUCUUACAUCCAAUAUUUCAAUUCAAUUUUGUUUUUAGGCGUCCCAUUCGGCCAUUCCUAUUUCUGUUCAUCAUUCUGUCUCUCUUUUUAUCAUUCCCUUCUCUUCUCUCUAUCAAAGAUCCAUUCAUUUCCUCGCCUAACAGAGGUAUCAAAAAGAAAAGUUAGAUCAAGAGAGAAGAAAUAAUGGACCUUUUCUACAUUCUAGUUUUUGGUGCAUUAGCUGCAGUUGUUGCUGCAUUAGAACUCAGCAAAACUAGCAAAGAUCGCAUCAAUACUUCCUCUGCUUUCAAUUCUUUCAAGAACAAUUACGUGCUUGUUUACUCUCUCAUGAUGGCUGGGGAUUGGCUACAAGGUCCAUAUGUGUAUUAUCUUUACACUACGUAUGGAUUUAGCAAGGGUGAGAUUGGGCAGCUUUUUAUUGCCGGGUUUGGAUCUUCCAUGUUGUUUGGGACAAUUGUUGGAUCCCUUGCUGAUAAACAGGGUCGUAAGAGGGCAUGUGUAACUUAUUGCCUUACUUAUAUUAUGAGCUGCAUUACUAAGCACUCUCCACAAUACAAAAUUCUAAUGAUUGGGCGUAUUUUGGGAGGCAUUGCUACAUCCCUUCUGUUUUCGGCCUUCGAAUCUUGGCUUGUUGCCGAGCAUAAUAAGAAAGGAUUUGAACAGCAAUGGCUUUCUGUGACUUUCUCCAAGGCAAUUUUCCUUGGCAAUGGUCUAGUUGCUAUUUUGGCUGGAUUAUUGGGAAAUUUGCUUGUUCAUACUUUUGGGUUAGGUGCUGUUGCUCCAUUUGAUGCUGCAUCAUGUUUCCUUGCAAUCGGUAUGGUAAUCAUACUGACUUCGUGGGGUGAAAACUUUGGGGAUGCUUCAGAUAAUAAAGAUCUGCUUACACAGUUCAAGACUGCUGCCGUUGCUAUUGCUUCUGAUGAGAAAAUUGCGUUGUUGGGUGCCAUACAGUCCCUGUUUGAAGGUUCCAUGUAUACGUUCGUGUUUCUAUGGACACCCGCUUUGAGCCCAAAUGAUGAAGAUAUUCCUCAUGGUUUCAUCUUUGCAACAUUCAUGUUGGCCUCAAUGUUGGGAAGUUCAUUUGCAUCACGAUUGCUGGCCCGCUCUGCCAAAGUUGAGAGCUAUAUGCAAAUCGUCUUCACCGUCUCUUCUGCCUCCCUCAUGCUCCCCAUUGUGACUAGUUUUCUGGUAACACCAUCGGCUGUGAAAGGCGGAGGCAUCACAUUUUCUGGUUGCAUCCAGCUACUUGGUUUCUGUGUAUUUGAGGCUUGUGUGGGUAUUUUCUGGCCAUCUAUUAUGAAGAUGAGGUCACAAUACAUUCCUGAAGAGGCACGAAGUACAAUCAUGAACUUCUUUCGCAUACCUUUGAAUAUCUUCGUAUGCAUUGUUCUUUACAACGUUGAAGCAUUCCCCAUAACGGUCAUGUUUGGCAUGUGUUCCAUUUUCCUGUUUGUGGCAUCCCUAUUGCAAAGGCGGCUUUUAGUCAUUGCUGAUACUCAAAGACCUAAGCCACAAGAAUGGUCGGCAAUGAAGGAGAGGGAUCCUGAAGCAGAGCCACUUAACGUAUGAUUUGAUAUUCAGUCUACAAACGUUUUCGUGGCGGGCUAUGAGGAGGUGACGAUUACUUGAUGGUCGUAAUGGUAGCUUAUCGGUUGCUGUAGACACGGCUGGAUACAUUCCGUUUAUACUGGUGUUGUUGCAUUGCGAGUUCAUGGAUCACGACUCCAGAGAUAUAGCUGAUAGAGCUGGUAGCAGAGCAAGGAUCUGCACUUAUUUUUGAAAGCCUUAAAUUAUUGUGUAAAUUUCAGCUAGUAAUUUUCCAAUUAUUCACCAUUAUAUACCGUAUUACUUAUAUUUUCCUUUGUCAAAAAUAACAUUAAUUUCCUUGUAGGUUUAGAAUUGUGUUUUAUGGCAUUUCUUUUUAUUUACUGGUGUAUCCUUAUUUGUAUCACUGAUUACAGAAUAACAAUGUUAAAGCCUUAAUCUCAAAUGAAUUGGGUAA
Molecule: messenger RNA, 2035 nt
Organism: Amaranthus tricolor (Joseph's coat)
Lineage: Eukaryota; Viridiplantae; Streptophyta; Magnoliopsida; Caryophyllales; Amaranthaceae
Exons: 8
Coding region: 217-1602 (461 amino acids)
Biological process (GO): molybdate ion transport
Cellular component (GO): membrane
Molecular function (GO): molybdate ion transmembrane transporter activity
Source: RefSeq, a predicted model, not a curated record